This is a messenger RNA of Fusarium redolens, 420 nucleotides long. RefSeq lists its product as uncharacterized. NCBI's taxonomy places the organism in Eukaryota, Fungi, Ascomycota, Sordariomycetes, Hypocreales, Nectriaceae. The transcript is spliced from 3 exons. The coding region runs from base 1 to 420 and encodes 139 amino acids. The record is from RefSeq and is a predicted model, not a curated record.
AUGUCGGCACUCACCGCCGCCUCCUCGUCGUACUACGCCUCUAGCGUGUCUAGUGACAGCCAAAACCAAAACCAGAGCGGGGGUAUCCCUGGCACACCCGUGAGCGGACGCUCACGUCGCUCAGGCGGAUGGGACCGGCAAACGCUUUCCCCGGCAGCGGCUGCAAGAGCCGGAGUUGAUGAUCCUACGAUUGAAGACCAUGCCGUUGAUCAGCCAAGCAGUCUUCGGCCCAAGGAGGAUCUAGAUGACUCUUCUGAUUCUUCAGAUGAAUACAUGACGAGUUAUCGGCCUUUGGAACGUUCCACUCGGGUCAGUGGGUCACGCUCCAAACGUUUCUUUCAAUCUUUCGUCAAGAAGUUCAACAAAUCCUCUGUUCGUCCGUCUCCCGGUUCUGACAAGCCAUUGGCAUCCGAGAAUUAA